This is a messenger RNA of Strongylocentrotus purpuratus (purple sea urchin), 5523 nucleotides long. RefSeq names its product potassium channel subfamily K member 1 (gene kcnk1). Gene Ontology annotation, biological process: stabilization of membrane potential; potassium ion transmembrane transport. The record is from RefSeq and is a predicted model, not a curated record. The transcript is spliced from 4 exons. NCBI's taxonomy places the organism in Eukaryota, Metazoa, Echinodermata, Echinoidea, Camarodonta, Strongylocentrotidae. Gene Ontology annotation, cellular component: membrane. The coding region runs from base 105 to 1118 and encodes 337 amino acids. Gene Ontology annotation, molecular function: potassium ion leak channel activity.
UUUGUGGGUAUAUUUAUGAUUGACAUUGGCGUCGUCUCGUAUGUAUCUCUCGUAAAUCAUAAUUUCGUCUUGAAUCCGUCGAAUACAAAAAAGGAAUAAUCACCAUGAACAAUGCAGGGCGCCUCAUCUUCUUUGCUCUUAUCUACAUCCUUUACAUUUGUAUCGGGGCUGGGGUCUUCAUGGCCCUGGAACAGCCAUACGAACAGACCCUGGCCGAAAACAUCAUCAAACGGAGGGAUGGGUUCCUCGAAGCCCACUCGGAGUGCAUGACCGCGCAGGAGCUCGACAAGUUCGUCACCGACAUCGAGCAGGCGUUCCAGUUCGGCGUCUCCUACAAGGUCGCCGUCAACUCCACGGCUAACACCAUGUGGAACUUCGGAGGGUCAUUUUUCUUCACAACAACUCUACUGACAACUAUAGGUUACGGUCACGUGUCACCGCUAACAUGGAGCGGUCAACUCUUCUGUCUAUUUUUUGCUCUGUUUGGUAUUCCUUUUACCUUCUUCUUCCUCGGUACAAUCACAUACGUGGUCAGUAAACCCUCUCAGAUGCUGCUUGACUACCUCACAGAUAAAUUCGACUAUAAAGAAUCGGGUCCCGGCAUCCGGGUGUGUCAUCUCUUCAUCCUCUUCGUUCUCAUCCUCGCCCUCUUCUUCCUCAUCCCGGCCGCCAUCUUUACCACCCUGGAGAAGAGAUGGAACUACUUCGAGAGUUUCUACUUCAUCUUCGUCUCCCUCACCACUGUGGGCCUAGGCGACUUCGUUCCCGUCACCGCCGUCAGGGAAGGUAGCGCCUACGAGAGCACGCGCUCAAUCUACUUCAUUUGUGUAUCACUCUACCUCCUGCUCGGUUUGGGGAUGAUGCUGCUCUUGGUGGAUACCGUCAUCAAGAUUCCGCAGAUCCAGCGGCUCUGGGAGAUGUCCACGCCAGCCUCCUCGACCGCCACCUCAGUCAGCUCCUCCAGGAGCUCCUCCCCGGCCCCGAUCCACCGGGAGCUGCCGGUGAGGAGGAGCUUCGGGAGCAAGAAGAAGUCGGAGGAGGAGAGGGAGCUAACCAAAGAGGCGGCUCCCAUCAGCCGUACCUAUGACGCCAUACAGCAAAAGGGGGACAGGUCAUGAGACGAGGAGGCGGUGGCGUUGGUGCACUCCGCAGAACAUCGGUAGAACAUCAUCAGUGGCAUUAUUGGACGAAACAAAUAUUUAAGGCCUUAAUGUAUAACAGCUCCAGAGAGAAAGACAAAGAGAGAGAGAGAGAGAGAGAGAGAGAGAGAAGGGAAGAGAGGGAAAGAAAGAUAGUAAUAUAUUGAAUUGGAAGAGCGAGUGUCUGUGCCUGUGUGUGUUAUGUGUGCGUGUGCGUGUGCUUGUGCGUCGCGUGUGUGUGUUAGAAAGAGAGAGAAAGAAAGAGAGUGAGUGGGAGAUACAGGUACACAGCUAUGUGUGCGUGAAAAAGCAAAAGGGGUGUGGUUGUUGAUGUGUGGGCGACUGUGUGGGUGUGUAUGUUGAUCGUAGGGGAGGGAAGAGGGAGCUAACUAAAGAAUAUAAUAUAUGGCUUCACCAUGUUAACGGUCUACUGCAGGCACAUGCAAUUCAUAUAUCACACCUGCACUUUUGUAUAGGUCAUUUAAUUUUUAAACAAAAAUCAUUUUUAUAAUCAUCGUCACUAUCACCAUCAUCCAACUUAUCAUUGUCUUCGUCGUUGUCAUCAUCGUUGUCAUCGUCGUUACCACUGACCCCAUGUUCGUUAAACAUCAUCUCAAAUCUAUUGAUCACAAGCAUCGUCUUCAUCACUGCCAACGUCACCGCUGAAAUCUUUAUUGUCAGUUCUUCUUUAGACAAAAUGUAGGAUAGAUUUCCUUGUAUUAGGAUUAUUUUCUCUUUUUAAAAACUAUACCUUGAACGAUUCUUGAGUAGAAACCAAUACAAAAAAAACAUGAUUAAUUUGCGAAUCGAUUAGUACAGUCAAGGUAAAUAAUUGCUUAAAGCUUAAAAGUUUUUAAAAAUGUCGUUUUUCUUUUUUUGGUAAUGGUUUCUUUUGGUGUGUGUGUCGACAUUUAUCUGCCAUGUAAGUCUGUGCAAUAGAACUUCUCGCAAAAGGGGACUUUGGGUUAUUCCUAUUUAAACUUUGCCUACGUACUUUGAUGUGUAUAAGUUUUUAACUCUAAUUCAUAAGGCUAAGAAAGACAGAGAAACUAAGUUGUUCUAAUAUAUUUGUUACAAAUAUAUGGUUAUAUGUUUAGUUUUUUAAAUAAAUAAAUAUAUACAUAUAUAUAAAAACAUUUUCAACAGAAAAAAACUAUAACAAUAUGAGUAUAAGAAAUUUUGAUCUAUCCUCUAAUUUGAAUUCGUUUUUAUUACAAUUUAAUGAUUAAAAAAAAACAGCGAUAUUUGCUCAAAAUCUAAUUUUAACACUGUACACUUUUUAAGAGCCCACUCAAUUUUCCACAUUCUUUCUUCACAAUACAUGCAUUGGGUAUUUGAUUCUUUAAGAUGUCUGUGCACCUUGCUAGUACAUAGUGAUGAGAGAUUAAUUCCUAAGAUGAUACAUCAAGUGUAUUUUUUUUCACUUAUAAAGCAGUUUGAUAUUUUACAAUAUGUUGCCACAGUGAUUUAUAUAUUCACUUUGUGAUUCAAUGCCAAAGAUUGAUCAAAAUAUUGUUCACGUUUUAGUAUAUAUCAAUGUCAGUCAUAUUAUCCCACUUUAAUGGUUAAGUUAGAUGUAUGUCAUUAAUUAAUUAUUUUGCUAUUUUGUUGCUUUUUGGUGUUGCUUAACCCUGCGGGCAUACUUAAAUGCACAAUACGCAAGUCCAAAGGCUUAAAGUAUUGCGAAAUUGUGUCUUUUGUUCAGUCCCAUUCAUUGAUUUUUACAAGAAUUUCCUCACGUAGACACGGCUAGCACCACCACAUACUCAACACGAUAGACAUUCUGAAUAUAAUGAAUGUUUGGAAAGGUUGAUAAUUUUAAUAGAUUAAAAAUCUAAUUUACUUUAUUUCAUUUUAUUUCAUAUUAUCAAGUUUUUAAAAUUGUAGAUAACCUAUUUUUAUUUCAUCUUUUUCUCAUUCAGAUAUUAUCAAAGAUUGGUAGUUAGCUUCUAUGAUAAAAACAUGCAUGUUUGAGAGAAAAGUCGCAAAGUUAUACAUGGAAUACAGAAGUUGUUUUUAAAUAAAUUGAGAUAACAAACAAUUGUGAUCUUUGGCAACAUAGUACCAGUGCAAUAAUAUGUGUUUUCCCUGAACAUUUUCAAUCUACGAACAAUGAUAUGAUGGCAGAUGUCACUGAGCAGAGUAAGAAGAAUAAUUGGCGUCUUGGGAUAAUGCUAAAUGAACACAGCAUCUUCGACCGUCCAAUCCAGGCAUAUUACGUAAUGCAAUAUUACUCAUUUCCAAACAUAUUCAUUUAGAAAAUGUUAGACUCCGUUCAUUUUUGUAGGUUUUUAACCAUUUUUAUCCUUGGUCGUUUUAAUGUUUUGGCUUACUUGUUGGGAAGCCGGGGUUGGGAAGUCUAUUUAUACACCUCAUUUCUAUUUAAAACGGGCUAGUGACGGACGCCCAGGCUUCUUUUACGUAAAUGUUAAUCCCUUGAAAUAAAUUGAAUCCCAAUUCGCUCGAAGCCAGACACACAGGAGUGGAAAUACACUACAGGAAACAAUGGUUAUUUUCUAUUAUAAUAGCGGGUUUUGUAAUUAUAGCAUCGCUCUAUACUAAUUAGUGAAUCUUCGAAAGUGACUAUUGCCCUUGAGCUAGAUACUAUUGUUCGACGAAAUACUAAUGGUGUAAAAAAUUAAAUCUAUGCUAAUUACUAGCAUGUCGGGCAGGAAGUCAAAAGAAAGAGAAAACGCGAGAGCAGUGAUAAUGAUAUACAAUCGGUGAUAUUUGCUUUCGUAUUUAUUUCAAUUUUUCAAGCAAUGUUUUUCAUAAAUUUUUAUUUACAAAAAAAAACUCUUUCCGUGUAAUGAUUGUGACCAUAUUGUUUAAUCUUGAUAGAUAAAGCUGAUAUCUUUUCAGAUUGUUAUUGAUCACUUUUCAUUGAUCAAUAAGGUUCUGAGUAUUAUGUAAUCCAUAUAAUUUUGUACCCAUAUACUUCUAAAAGGUUAAACUAUUUUUGUCAGCUGUGAUAUUGUAACGAUUGUUUCAAUGACGCACAAAUGUCAUUUUAUCAAUGAGAUAUAGAUGGAGAGCAAUUUGUUUUAUUUCAAGUAAAAUUAAACCUAUUUUGGUCAUUAUGAUUGUAGUCUAGAUACGAUGUUGUACUUAUGACAGUGUCUUAUAUAAGGUUUUCGCACGGAAAGACAUUGGUUUGUAUGAAUCAUUGGCGAAGAAAAUAAAUAAAUAUGGAAUGUACAUGCAAUAUGGAUUUGUGAUUUAUGAUAAUGAAAGAGAAAAAAAUAUCAAGAUGAUUUGACAUCCAAGACAAGCAUGGACUCAUUUUUAUUUUUACCAUCUUAAUGCCUGUAUCCUUUGUAUUGGGUCUUUUUAAUAUCAUCCAUCUCUAUGUAACAAAGCUUAAUCUACAGCUUUUACUCAUAAACCUCUUGUCAGGGUUGGGAAUUCUCUGUGUUCAUAAUAUACUGAUAAGAAACGUGUUCGAAAAGAAUCUACCAGUCGAGAAAAAUUCAGGAAUAUAGCAGUGUUUUAUUAACCUACUCGACGCAGUACCUCGACAUACUUAGUUGCGCUUUAUUGUGAACAGAGCAUACCCUACCUCGUGCAAUAGAGUGUGUUUUGCACCUCCCCCCUCGUUUUUCAAAUUUUAACUGUCUUUUUAACCUGUAUUUUGUAGAGUCGUCUCGAUCAAGAACACAGGGUUGUGCAUAAUCUAAUGCAAAGUCUAAAGACCUUGUAUAAUAUUGUUCCAUCAAAAGCUUUUUUUAAAAGUAUAAAUAGUAGUGUAUUACGUUUUGUUGAUUUAUUUUUGUUUGUCUGCGUUGGUUCGUCAAGAGAAUAAUUUUGGCCUAAGCACCAACGGCCCUUUUCCCGACGACAUGUCAACCAUUGUAACUAAAUUGUAACGUACCCUAAAACAGUUGAAAAUAAAUCGUACAAAUAUUUAAACGCUCAUUUUUCCAGGAAAUAAAAAAAGAUUGAAGUAAAAUAAAACAAAGUUGUGUUAUUUAAUUGAAAAAUUGAACAAAUUUAAAUCAUAACAUAAACGGUGUGUAAUCAACAAUACAUUGCAGGUGAAACACAAGACAUGAAAGUAUUUAUCGUAAUUUAAUAACAAUCGACUGUUUUAACUAUUAUUUGCAAUGAAUAUUAUUACAAGCUGUACUUUAUGCCUUACUUUGAUAAUUUUUUGCCGGUGUUUGUUCGAUAUUUUGUAGACAGAAUGUGCAAUAUUUAUUCCUCUUUUAUCUGUUGUUAAUAUUUCACCUUCGGCAUUUUGCUAUUUGGCUUUUUAGUUUGUACUUUUUUUUCUUCUUCGUGUUUUGGGAUAUUUUCAGUAUAAAUUGAUAUUAUUACUGAUAAAAGGCUGGCGUAUUAGCUGCUGGAAUACAUUGAAUAAAAUAUAUAUAUAUAUGACACAGUA